Molecule: messenger RNA, 1930 nt
Organism: Medicago truncatula (barrel medic)
Lineage: Eukaryota; Viridiplantae; Streptophyta; Magnoliopsida; Fabales; Fabaceae
Product: early nodulin-75-like
Source: RefSeq, a predicted model, not a curated record
CAUUUUUGUUCAUCACAACCCGAGGCAUGGCCUCUAUGCACUCACUAGCAAUACUCCUGCUUGGAGUAGUGAUGCUCACUACUCCAGUGUUAGCUGAAUAUUACAAACCACCCACUUAUGAACCUCCCAUCGAGAAACCACCCAUCUAUGAGCCUCCACCAACCGAGGAACCACCACCAGUUUAUAAGCCUCCAAUAAUUCAUCCACCACCAAAUUAUAAACCUCCGGCCCACACACCACCAAUAUACCAUCCUCCACAUGAGAAGCCACCUCCGGUGUACGAGCCACCAUAUGAGAAACCACCACAUGAAGAGCCACCACGAGAAUAUCAACCACCUCGUGAGAAUCCAUCACCAGAAUAUGAGCCACCUCAUCAUGGAAAACCACCAUAUGAGAACCCACCGCCAGAAUACAAACCACCUUAUGAGAAACCACCACCAGAGUAUCAACCACCUCAUCAUGAAAAACCACCGCCUGAGUACCAGCCACCUCAUGAAAAGCCACCACCUGAGUAUACACCACCUUAUGAGAAGCCGCCGCCAGAAUACCAACCACCUCACGAAAAACCACCACAUGAAAGUUCACCACCAGAGUAUCAACCACCUCAUGAAAAACCACCGCAUGAACAUCCACCUCCAGAGUACCAACCACCUCACGAGAAACCACCACAUGAGCAUCCACCACCUGAGUAUCAACCACCUCAUGAGAAACCACCACAUGUGCAUCCACCACCAGAGUAUCAACCACCUCAUGAACAUCCACCGCCGGAGUACCAACCACCUCACGAAAAACCGCCACAUGUGCAUCCACCACCUGAGUACCAACCUCCUUAUCUAAAACCACCUCAUGAAAAAUCACCAUAUGAACCACCACCACAAGAGUACCAACCACCUCAUGAGAAACCACCACAAAUGAAGCCACCAUCAGAGUACCAACCACCUCAUGAAAAGCCACCACAUGAACAUCCACCACCAGAAUAUCAACCACCUCAUGUGCAUCCACCACCAGAGCACCAACCUCCGCAUGAGAACCCACCUCAUGAAAAUCCACCACCAGAGUAUCAACCACCUCAUGAAAAACCACCUCAUUAUGAACAUCCGCCUCCAGAGAACCAACCACCACAUGUGCAUCCACCACCAGAAUACAAACCACCUCAUGAAAAACCACCACAUGAACAUCCCCCUCCAGAGUACCAACCACCACAAGAAAAUCCACCUCCAGAGUACAAACCUCCACAUGAGAAACCACCUCAUGAAAAUACACCACCUACGCAUCACCCACCUCAUGAAAAACCACCACAAGAAAUCUCGUUGCCAGAGUACCAACCACCACCUCCAUCAACAAAGUAUCAACCUCCUCACGAAAAAUCACCACAUGAAAAUCCACCACCAGAGUUUGCGCCACCUCAUAAGAAAUUACCACCAAAUUAUAACCCACCGCGUCAUGAAAAGCCAAUGCCAAAGUAUCAACCUCCUCAUGAAAAACUACCACCAGUGUAUAAAUCGCCUUAUGUGAAAACACCUCCACCACAAGCAUAUCAUCCACCCCCACCAAUUUACCAUCAUCCACCCUUUCACCCACCUCCUCAUGUGAAACCACCUGUCUACGAGACACCUCUAGCUAAGGUACCACAAAUGAAGAAACCAACACGCUACAAUACUCGACCUUUUGGCCAUUAUCCACCAUAUAAGAAGACAAUAAUGACACCACUGAAGAAUGUGGCGUAUUAAAUUUGGCAAAGUAAAAAAGUAAGAGUCGUUGUUUGUUAAGUUUGUCAUAUGAUGUUUUUAUGUUCUUUAUUUUCUUUUUUCCUUUUCUGUUUUAAAAGCUCUUGUAAAGCACGAUGUGCCCUUUCUGCAAAUAAAGGCUUAUAUAUAUAUAUAUGCCUAUGUAUAAUACAAAUGCAACAAGUUUUAUAUAUUGGCUACAA